UCAUCAUCAUCAUCAUCAUCAUCAUCAACAACAACAACAACAACGCCAUAAUUCGACUAACACUUGGAAUAACAAUCACGAUGAGUGCACGCUGGUGCGCGUUGCCUGCUCAACAGCGUCCGAUCGCCGAACACGGCAGCAGAAGAGUGCCGCGAGUGCGUCCGCGGGUCUGACGGCAUCCCUGCGACGGCAGCUCAAUCCAGCGCUCGUGCUCGUGCUCGUGCUCCUCCUCCUCCUCGUUCAAGCCGCGCGAGCACAGCAGCAGCAGCCACGACUGCUGGGCCCGAGCAAUCUGCAGCAAAUUCUCGAGCAGAAAGUUCAAGAAGUCACCCAAACGGGCAAGUUAUCCGAACCAAGUGCUGCUAGUAGCUGGACGCCUCUACAUAUUGCAUCCUAUCUCGGCAACGCCGAUUUGACCCUGUUCUUUCUGAAUCAUGGAGCGCGCACAGAUGCCUUGCACAUCACAGCACGGCACGCUCGUUCGGCACUCCACUAUGCAGUUUUGGCGUGGGAUGAACGCAAUCGAUUGCAGCACGGCGUUUUGGUCAAUCCGGCCACAAAUUGGACGGCAGUCAUUCAACAUCUCGUCAACCAUGGCGCCUCACUCUCGGUGGUUGACGAACACGGACUGACGCCGCUCCACCACGCUGCCCAAGCCCAUUUUUGGGAAGCCAUCCCGUUGCUGGCCAGCGAGAUCAGCUGCCCCAUGACGUCCUAUGGCUUGCGCGUCAAUCCACCACCAAAGCACACCACUGCUCUGGCCUCGAUCAACCCAAACAAGCCUGGCUGGACUGCACUGCACUUUGCCAUCUACUCCAAACGAUGGUUGAUGAGCGUUUGCACAUGGAUUCUCAAGAGCGCAACCGACCACCCUGCCAGUCAACAAGACGGUUCCCUUCCCGCGGUUUUGCACGACAGUCUUGCUGCACUCCGGCUGACUGUCACCGCGGCGGCGUUGGAUUCCUCGAAAGUAAGCUGCGUCCCUGCAGUCUUUCGGGCUGCCAUCUUUCGGUGGAAUUCGGCGUUCGUGAGCCAUCUGGCCUCGCACUGCCCUGCUUCCACGCUACCACGAGAUUCGCAAGACUCGGAUGGGUGGGCUCCGUUGCACUUGUCUGCUGAUGUUGGCGAUGAGCAAGGCACCUCGCUUCUCGCAUCACUGCUCCGAGCGCAGAUGGAAGAGGCCAAUCGCGAAGCGAGCGCUCGACGCUACCACCACCACCCCCACCAGGUCGCAGUUUCAGAGCAACAAGACUCGACUCUUGGACCUGCUUCGGAACAAAACCGGGAGUUUGUCACGCGAUUGCUACGGUCGGGUUUUACGCCGAUGCAUUUGGCGAUGGCCCGCGGGUUUCCCCAAAUUGUCAAUGUGAUUGAAAGGGUUCUCCAGGGCGGCACAGAGUCGGAGAUGACAUCCCUUCGAUCGCUCGCAACCAUCAAGGAUUCGUUCGGGCGGCCAUGGGAUUUGAUUGACGUUCGUCGCACACCCUGGUGGUGGUUGCUGUAUCCGGCAAAGCCGGCGCCCGUCCCGCCACCCAUUGUCACGCCAAGACCGCUCCCUGCCCCGCCGCCCUUGGUAUUCCACGGGCUUGCCUGGAUCACCGCAAAGGAAAAGACCCAGCCACUGCUUGCGGAAGCUUCAGGACCGGUAGAUCUGGUCGUUGAGGAUGCCUCGCGCCUGUGCGAUUUCGAUGUCCGAGACGCCGCACAAUUGACGCGCCGACAGUUUGAGCGAAACUACCUUCACCUCCGUCGGCCCUUGUUGAUCAAAGGUGGCGUGGCCAACUGGCCAGCAAUUGCCAAAUGGACCAACGAGCACUUGCUCCACGAGUUUGGAGACCGGAAGUUUGUGGCCUCCACCAUUCCCUAUGCAGCGCAGUACAAUUUGCAAGACACACGCAUCACACUGCGCGACUUUCUGAACGGCAGUCAUGCCACUGGCUCUGAGCAAGGCACCAUGGCCCAUUGCUGCAUUUCCUGUGAAUGGAUGCCUGCAGACUGGUCUGAGCGACUCACCCGCCUCGGAAUCUGCGACAAGUGUGCGGAUGCAUUGAACCAUUCGCACAGCGCGCUGCCCGUUGCCCCAGCACCGCCGCUUUACAUUUUUGACAACACGUUUAUCAACGCGCCGCCCGGUGUUGCAGGCUCACUGGCUGGUUCCCGGCGACAAGCGUUCUUGAACAACGAUGUUGUCGCACCAACCUGGAUGGAGGAUCAUUCCAUGCACGCCGCCCAGUUCAUGUUUGGACCUUGCCUUUCUGGCGCGCCAGUCCACUUUCAUACUGACGCUUGGAACGGCCUCAUUCGAGGACGCAAGCGUUGGUUUGUGUUUGCACCGGGCGCAUCCUUCAUUUCCAAAGAGCCAGUUCUUGAGUGGUUCCGACGAGAGGAGGAGCGGCAACGCAUGAUUCAAAAACACGGCGAGCAUGCGCCAGCCACUUUCCUCGAAUGCAUCCAGGAGGCUGGCGAUUUGAUGUACAUCCCAGACAGCUAUGGUCACGGUGUGAUCAAUAUGCAAGAAUCUCUGGCAAUAGCGGUCGAGUUUGUCAACCGCGCAUAGCCUUGAUUUUUUUUUUUUGUUCAUCUUCUCCUUCUGGCUGUCACUCACUCGCUCGCUCUCAUGCCCAUAUUUCACACAGUCAAACCCAAUUCAUUUCUACCUGUACUUUUACUUUGUUCGGGCUCGGACAUUGUACACUAAUGCAAUAAAGCAUGCUGUCCGCAUUGGAUGCGAUUAAG
Capsaspora owczarzaki ATCC 30864 is the source of this 2736-nucleotide messenger RNA. RefSeq lists its product as hypothetical. Gene Ontology annotation, molecular function: protein binding. Gene Ontology annotation, cellular component: cytoplasm. The transcript is spliced from 8 exons. Bases 707 to 2557 code for a protein of 616 amino acids. Lineage: Eukaryota; Filasterea; Ministeriida; Capsasporidae. The record is from RefSeq and is a predicted model, not a curated record.